This is a messenger RNA of Impatiens glandulifera, 315 nucleotides long. RefSeq lists its product as uncharacterized. Lineage: Eukaryota; Viridiplantae; Streptophyta; Magnoliopsida; Ericales; Balsaminaceae. Bases 1 to 315 code for a protein of 104 amino acids. Gene Ontology annotation, molecular function: zinc ion binding; nucleic acid binding. The transcript has 2 exons. The record is from RefSeq and is a predicted model, not a curated record.
AUGAAUGGUCUAAAGCAUGAUCUGAAUGAGCUCCAUAACAUGCUUAAAAAUGUUGAAGGAAAUAUUAUUGAUGCCAAGAAGAAGGAAGUUCUAAAUGUCAACAAUGGGAAGGGGUUUAAGAAGGUGGCUAAGAAAAAGAACAAUAACCAAGGGAAAGGCAAGCAAGUUGCCAAACCCAAGGGUGGUGAGAAGCCAAAGAUUGCUGCUGAUCAUGAUUGUUUUUAUUGUCAGGCCAAGGGACACUGGAAAAGAAAUUGUCCCAAGUACCUAGAAGACAAGAAGAACGGGACUGUGAGUUCCACUUCAGGGACUUAG